AUAAACGUGCUUUACACAUUGCCGGCCCCUAGUAAACACUACAAACGUAAACUAUCAUUGUUAUAUUACUGAUCAAAGCGUGCUGACCUUACCAGCAGCUACUGGCUGACCUUGGUUGGGUGGAGCAAUAAAAAACUUGCUACUUCCCUGCGUGGGGAGGCGCGGCACCAGAAAGCGGCCAGGCCUGGCUCCAGGUCCCAGCACCGGGUACUCUCGGCCUUAGCCGAGUUUUUCUCAGUCCGCGGGAGAACCUGGCGGCCGCUCUAGCUGCGUGGGCCUCCGGUUCUCUGUGGUGCGAGGCCUGGCGCCUGCGCAUUGGAGGAGGCGGCGGGCGAGGGGCUGGGCCGGGUGAGCGGGGCGCGGCGGCACGCGGAGGGUGCGGCGGAGCGGCCGUGCCUUCGCAGCUAGAACUAUCCCAUAAAAAUUGUAUAUUGUUGUUAAAACCAAGAACCAACAAGCAAAAUCUAAAAGCAAUGCACCUGAGCUAAGCACAAAGAAUAUGCCAGAAUGGGUUCACUGUUACAGAGAAUAAAGAUGAUCUAUUUUUGCAGCCUAUGCUCGUGUAUGCCAAGAAGUCUUUUCACACAGAUGUCCUUAGAGAUAAUAUGGAUCAGUCCGGAGUUCUCCUCUGGGUGAAAGCAGAACCCUUUAUAGUGGGUGCCUUGCAAGUCCCCCCUCCAUCCAAGUUCAGUGUUCACUAUCUCAGGAAGAUAUCCACCUAUGUGCGAACCCGGGCCACAGAGGGGGCUUACCCACGCCUGUACUGGUCUACGUGGAGGCACAUUGCAUGUGGGAAGCUGCAGUUGGCCAAGGAUCUGGCGUGGCUUUACUUUGAAAUAUUUGAUAGUCUUGCAGCGAAGACACCAGAAGAGCGCCUGGAAUGGUCCGAGCUUCUGUCCAACUGCAUGUCUGAGGAUGAAGUCGAAAAGCAAAGAAAUCAGCUUUCAGUGGACACCCUACAGUUUCUGCUCUUCUUAUAUAUACAGCAGUUAAACAAGGUUUCCCUGAGGACAUCUUUGAUUGGAGAAGAGUGGCCUAGUCCCAGAAAUAGAUCUCAGUCUCCUGACUUGGCUGAAAAAUCCAGUUGCCAUAAUAAGAACUGGAAUGAUUACAGUCACCAAGCAUUUGUCUAUGAUCACCUGUCAGACCUCCUUGAGCUGCUUUUAGAUCCAGAACAACUCACUGCAUCAUUUCAUUCGACCCAUAGUAGUCUCGUCUCUCGAGAAGCUGUUGUGGCCCUCAGCUUUCUGAUUGAAGGUACAGUGAGUGGAGCCAGGAAGAUAUAUCCACUUCAUGAACUUGCACUGUGGCAACCACUACAUGCAGAAAGUGGCUUCUCAAGGCUCUCUAAGACCUUUUCUUUCUACAAGCUGGAAGCCUGGCUGAGAACCUGUUUGACUGGGAAUCCAUUUGGUACAUCUGCCUGCCUCAAGUCUGGAAAGAAAUUGGCUUGGGCUCACCAAGUUGAAGGGACGACCAAAAGAGCUAAGAUUGCUUGUAAUACUCAUGUGGCCCCUAGGAUGCACCGCAUGGUGGUGAUGAGCCAGGUUUACAAGCAGACCUUGGCCAAGAGCUCAGAUACUCUGGUGGGGGCACACGUAAAGAUUCAUCGUUGCAACGAAUCUUUUAUAUAUCUGCUGUCUCCCUUACGAUCUGUGACCAUUGAGAAGUGCAGGAAUAGCACAUUUGUCUUGGGCCCCGUACAGACUGCUCUUCACCUCCACAGCUGUGACAACAUUAAAGUCAUUGCUGCCUGCCACCGUUUGUCCAUCUCUUCCACGGCAGGUUGCGUCUUUCACAUUCUGACGCCUACACGCCCACUUAUUCUCUCUGGAAACCAGACAGUAACUUUGGCCCCUUUUCACACCCAUUAUCCAAUGCUGGAGGAUCACAUGGCCAGGACCGGCCUUGCUACAGUGCCUAACUAUUGGGAUAAUCCAAUGAUUGUGUGCAGAGAGAGCAGUGACACAAGUGUCUUCCGACUCUUACCACCUUGUGAAUUCUAUGUAUUUAUUAUCCCCUUUGAAAUGGAAGGGGAUACGACAGAGAUACCUGGGGGGCUUCCGUAUGCAUAUCAGAAAGCACUGCGUCAAAGAGAGCAGAAGAUACAAAUCUGGCAGAAAACUGUGAAGGAGGCUCGUUUGACAAAGGAUCAGAGGAAGCAGUUCCAGGUACUCGUGGAGAACAAGUUUUAUGAGUGGCUGAUUAAUACAGGACAUCGCCAACAGCUGGACAGUCUGGUGCCCCCUGCCGCAGGCUCCAAACAAGCAGCAGGAUAAGACUCCUACGUGGAAACACUGGGCUCUGGAAACAGGAGGAUGAAUGGACGAUGGUACAUGUCUUGAAACUAAACUGGGAAGAUGCUCUUGUUGCUUAAGAGAUAUUGGGGCUUUUUCCUUCCUAUUUAAGACCAUUCCUUGAUUUCCAUUCCACACUCAUAUGUUAUUGCUUAUGUUGAAUUUUAGAUGAACUUCCAUCAUAUAAACAUUGUUCAUAGAACAUCAGGAAGCUCAUCUUUGUGUUGCCAAAAUGAAGGAGUUGAUGAAGGCAGUUUCAUCGUAUUUACGUUAAUAUUAAAGUGAUGGAGUGUAGAUUUGCAAGUAAACUUCACAUUUUAAUUUGUAUGACGAAAGGGUCUCAUCCUUUCUAGAGUUAAAUAAGAGUUUUAUAGUUCUGUGUAACUAUUUGAAAGGAAAUUGCUACUCCUUUUAAAAAAUAAUUGGAAUGAAAGUAUAGUUUGUUGGUGUAUAAGUAUAGCAGAGAUAGUUUUAUACAAAGAUAUUUUAGUCCUUAAAAGUAUGAAGCAAUGAAAUUGUGUAAAACCCCUAUUUUUCAUUUUGUGCUUCCAAGUUUCAAUAAGCAAACUCUAAAAAGUAAUUUUCUCCUUUUGAGAAAAAGAGCUUUACUUUCAAUUUCAGAAAAGGUUUUAUGGGGGAGGAAAGAGUUUUUCCUCCAUCCUAGGUUCUUUUGGCUAGUUGACUAAUUAAAUUGACAUCAGACAUAUUAACAGGAGGAAAACAAUUUUAAUUACAUAUCUAUGGGAGCUUCCUAAGGACAGGAGCCCCAGGAAUAAGUCAGGCGGUUAUGGCUACUAUGCCACCCUGAGCUAAGGACUGGGUGGGAUGUGGGCCUGAGGGGGGGGGACUUCUCAGGAUAAAAAGAGCAGAUGUGUGGCGGUUAGAUGUUUGUCUUUUCCUACAGAUGAGUCAUUUAGACUAAAAGUUCUCUCUGGUAGUAGCUCCCAUUCUGGGCCAGGCUCCCUGUCUCAAUUAUUUUAGAUAGUUAAGGGAGAGGAAAAGUUUUCUUGAACCUGCAGGGUCUUGUUUGCCUUCAGCUCCAAAUAAUCUACAUGCUAAAGUAGCACAUUUUGGGGUCAUGCAUUCUGCUCCCUUGCAAUUCCCAAUGUCAUUCUUUGAUAUGAUAUCAAAAUAAAGUUUACAUUUGAUUGGGAAAGCUAUAUUCUUUAAGAUAAAGGAAAAUAAUUAUUAAAUUAUUAAAUAAUUAUUAAAUUAUUACGUGAAUCUGCUGAUAAACAUUGUUUCGUAUGCUCACUGGUCAUUAAACUAGUAAUUGUAUUAAAAAAGGGCUUGAUCUUUUCUUUCUAAAGUGGAAAUUAACCCUCAGAAUGUGUGUUAAUUCUAAUUGAGGUUCAUAGUUUUUAAGAUGGAAUUCAAGAGAGAAUUCAAUAAAGAAACACUGGAGUUUUG
Messenger RNA from Acinonyx jubatus (cheetah), 3707 nucleotides. RefSeq names its product TBCC domain containing 1 (gene TBCCD1). NCBI's taxonomy places the organism in Eukaryota, Metazoa, Chordata, Mammalia, Carnivora, Felidae. The record is from RefSeq and is a predicted model, not a curated record. Bases 555 to 2279 code for a protein of 574 amino acids. Gene Ontology annotation, biological process: maintenance of Golgi location; maintenance of centrosome location. Gene Ontology annotation, cellular component: spindle pole centrosome. The transcript is spliced from 9 exons.